Molecule: messenger RNA, 4421 nt
Organism: Strigops habroptila (Kakapo)
Lineage: Eukaryota; Metazoa; Chordata; Aves; Psittaciformes; Psittacidae
Product: transmembrane protein 68-like
Exons: 7
Coding region: 1853-2758 (301 amino acids)
Cellular component (GO): membrane
Molecular function (GO): acyltransferase activity
Source: RefSeq, a predicted model, not a curated record
ACAAGUGCUGUCCAAUGAAUCUUUCUAAUAUAAAUUAUUCUAUGAUUCCUUCAAGAUGAGGAAACAGCAUUGUUCAGAAUGGAGUUGACUGUCCCUAAGAGAAGGCAGCACUUUAGAGGUUACCUCUGUGGCUGGCAGCAAAGAGGAGGUCAGAUCUUAAUUUCUGUUACAGGUUAGUGCAUAAAUAUGCAACCUACAAACAGUGAUGAUGGCAUUUGAGGUAUUGCAUUUAACAUUACAGGCAAAAGGACAAGUCGUAUUUUGCAAGGCUGACGUGUGUGGACAGGAUGUUAAAUUUACUUGAUGAGGAUUUUGUUUUGGAGAAAGGCAUAAGCAAAAUGAUAAUAGAUGGGAGAGUAUAACUGUAAGUCAUCUUUAAAGCUGUAUAAGCACCUCUGAGUUUUGAAAAGUGUUUCUGUGCCAUAACCCAUGAUCUGUAUUGUUCUCUAGCUAGUAGGUGGAACUGCUGGAGAAGUCCAGGCAUAACAAUCUGAUAAAUAUCGUAGUGUUGAAUGCUACUCCUAAAUCCUGCUUGGUGUCACAACUUGUGUUUCUUAUACUUGCUGUGGGUGUUUGCUGCUUGACAGGUUCUGGACUUCAGCUCUGGUGACUGGAAUGAAAAGGAGCUUUCUCUUGCUCUCCCACACACUCACUUUUUCCUGUCCUUUCCCCCCUAAUUCACACCCCCAAACACACGUGCAUGAAAUCAGUGAAGUGCUUCUCACUAGUGCUACAUGCUUAUACAUCGCUGAGGAUAAAUCAGCUUCUUUUCACAUUGUCCUCAGGAACAUACUGAGGAGCAAAAUGUUGUAAGCCUGAAUUAGUGGAACAAGCACGGAUCAUGGGAGCAAAGUCCUUGUCACAAGAUCAGCCCUCUUCUCGUCAAUAGGGCUUAACUUGGGCAAUGCGGGUAGAGGCUGAUUUCAAAACAGAAGGAAAAGGAAUAUCCUUGCUCUGUCAGGAUGGGAGGAAAAAUUGAGACUGUCAGAAAAGUGAGAUGAGUUCUGCUCUAGCACAUGUUUCAACAUCCCAUAGCAAAUGUGGAGUAAAACUGAUCUUCUUUGUCAUUUUUGUGCUAUCAUUACGGUUCUGAUAGUACUAGCAAAGUUAUCUUUUGAAUUUCAGUCACUUACUGCUUGCAAGAAAAGAGCUAGAGUAAAGGAGUGAUAGAUGUGUCUCUCUAGGCAUAAGAACUCUGUAAUCAAACAUGCUCUAAGUCACAUUUUAAUUAAAAAAAAACCCAAAAAACCCAAACCACAAAAACUCUAAGCUUAGAUUCUUUCAGAAAUUAUUGUUCUUAAUCCGUUUCUGUCUACAAGCCUUCAUUAUAGUUUCAACAUGUUUUUCUUAUCAGUGUUGAAUAACAGUUACUUCAAGUCUUGACCAAACCUUUAUUCGAAAUUAGGAUAGUUUUUUCCCACAAGGUAUUAUUUAUGAUGUACUAGAACUGUAGCUAAGAUACCCAAGCAUACAAGUUGUCUCAUGUUUGUAAGAUGAAGUGAAUAGCAAGUUUUCCUCUAAAUCUUACAAAGCUAAGAAAAAGUGUUGCUCUGGAAUUACAGAAGACCUGAAAUUCCAGCCCAGAGAGGUCUAGUCCUGAAAAUUCUUAGGAGCUGGUGCUGGAGAGGAGGGGUACAGUAAAGCCAGAGCAGUUAAAACUUUUAAAGGACUUUUGUAUUCUUUUUCCCUUGUCCUUUCUGCUGUCUCUCUGUGUUGCGCAUUGAACUUGGUGUUUCACUAUUCAUAAAUUUCCAGGUACCGUUAAAGAUCUGUCCAGGAGUGAUAUUUAUUUAAGACCAUCUUCUUCCUAAAUCAUCGUAUGCUUGUAGUUAGCAGAAGUAUUCAGUAGGAGAUGAUAGGUGGAAAUGAAUCCUGUGCUGCAGGACCGAUGCCUAUGUCCUACUUAACCUGCCUGACUUACAUACUGGGAGAAUGGACUGGCGUGGAGCAUAUUGAAGAUUAUCUGAGUUAUGCAGUCUACCUUUUAUGGGUGCUUUUUCCACUUUUAGCUGUUUUUCUACUACCAGGAGUUCUCGUCAUCCUCUUCUACACUUCCAUUCUCCUUCUUCAUAUUUAUAAAAGGAAGAAUGAACUAAAGGAAGCUUAUUCCAAUGAUUUUUGGGAUGGCGCAAAACAAAUGCUGGCUACCCUAUGGGAUGGACAUGGAAGAAUAUGGCAUGGUUAUGAACUUCAUGGUGCUGAAAAUAUUCCUGAAGGACCAGGGCUUAUUGUGUUUUAUCAUGGAGCUACUCCUGCAGAUUGUGUCUAUUUCAUGGCUAGACUUCUUAUACAAAAGAAGAGAUACUGCCAUGUAGUAGCUGAUCAUUUCGUCUUUAGAUUACCAGGUUUUAAAAUAUUACUUGAUGUACAUGGAGUUAUGCAUGGACCAAAAGAAGAAUGUGUCAAUGCUCUGAAGAAGGGCUCUCUGAUAGCCAUUGCCCCAGGUGGAGUUCGGGAAGCACUCUUUAGUGACGAAAUGUAUACUAUUAUUUGGGGUAAUCGGAAGGGCUUUGCUCAGGUGGCCAUCGAUGCAAAAGUGCCCAUCAUUCCUAUGUUUACACAAAAUGUUCGAGAAGGCGUUAGGACAUUAGGAGGAAUAAAAAUACUUAGGUCACUAUAUGAACGUAUUAGAUUGCCAAUAGUUCCUGUGUACGGUGGGUUUCCAGUCAAGCUUCGUACAUUUAUUGGAGAACCCAUUCCAUACGAACCAAAUAUAACAGCAGAGGAACUAACUGCAAAGCAACUGGGUUGUGCAUAGAUCUGAAGGUGUGCAGAACACAUCACUUUUUCAAUUUGCUUUGGUUACUCCAUACUCAGUGCUUCAUUUGCAAAGCUCUCCUCACAAGCCAGUGGACGUACAGGUGGACAAGCAUUUAAAACGGAAGGAUGGCUUUUUCUGCUGUCCACAGCAAGGUGAGUCAGAACUUGGCAUGUGGGCAGCUAAGCACCCACAAGUGCCCAAAGCUGCACUUCAAGGAGCAAUGGGAGUAGAGAACUGACCUAAAAAGGCAGCCGAAAAAUCUCAGCCCUUGGAAUGCAUUAAUAAUUCUUUAGUUUCUUAACUCUCAGCAUCUUCUCAUCAUUAAUGGCUACAGGACCAGAUAUUGUCUGACUUUAUUAUUUACACAACAGCAUAGGUAUGUGUAUAUUUGUGUAUGCCUGCUGCCCUGCUUCUUUGGUAUAAAUAAGAGCAGGGAGCCUACUUUGGCUGCUGUUGCAAGGCAAAUAGCAGACCAUUAUUAUUCAGUCCACCUGAGUUUUGCAAAUGUCAAGAUAUUAUUCAUGCUUGCUUUGUCAUUAUUAUGCUUAGUCCUUUUUUAUUAGCUGGUGAACCAAGUAGUUUCUGUAGAUGGGCUGAUUUCUAACAGAUCGCCUCUUCAAACUGUGCAGCAAAACAUGCAUAGCAAAUAAUGAUUUCUGGAGACCAAGCUCCUAAUUGUACUGCUGAUUUCUGUAAGUAUAGGAGCUAAGCCUAUGGGAACAUUUCAUCAAGAAGGAAUUUUCCCACCUCAGAGGAUUUGGGCCCCAUUUCCAAUGUCUAAAAUAGGAGACAGCAUCGAUGUUAGCAGCAUGCUCACAAUGGGGCGAAUGAAGCCAGAAACACUCAGGUUCCGGAGCAGUGUUGACACCUCAACAAAUACUUGCAGUACGGAUAUUCCUGAGCUCCAGAGUGAACUGCAGAGGACUAGCAGGUUUGACAAUUAAGGGAAACUGAUACCCUCAUAUAUAAAGGUGCAAUUUCACCUGUAGAGGGGGAACUGCCUGAAAAAGACUGAAGUUUUUCUAUCAGGGCUGUCCUUCAGAAGGGACUUUAUUUCUUUGCAAGCUGUCCUGUUUUGACAGUCCCUCCACCCUUCCAGGCAGCAUGCCAGGCAAAUGACUGCAGCAGAGACAGGCAGUCAAAGAAAAACACAUGAGCCUGUAGUAUUGGCUCUUUUGGGACAGAAUAAGGACCUGCUUCCAUCAAAUUUAAUCAGAUUCAAUACUCAAGCUGGGAACAGCUACUCCUUUGCAACUGGGGAGAGAAAAAGACAUUUGGCUGUGCAAAGGCUGGCUGUGCAGGGAGAAGGUGGUGGUGAUUCAUCCCAGUAUAAAUGUGCCACUGCUGGGGUGGGGCAGAGUCAAUUUUAAGAGGUGCAGCAAGUGUUGGCAGCUGCGUGAAGUAAAUUAAUAGAUCAAAUGAAGAAAACAUGACUGGCUCCGGUUAACUCACAUGCCCAUGACCCAGAUUCCCCUUCCUGGCAUCCCAUACUGCUCUGUGCAUGUGCAGGGUUUACCUUAUAUUUCAUCAGAACAGCCAAAGGUUUAUUUCUCCAAAGAAUCCACUUGUUUUACAACAGCCCAUCUGGAAUGGAAACGUUUGAUCCUGCACGGGGUGCUGGGCUCUUGUCUUUUUUUCCCCUUUCCAUUACAUACAUUUU